UCGGUAAUGUGGAAUUAUGUCAGACAUCACCUGUUCUAUAGAAUACAUUUACUAUGAUUGGAAAGAUACUAUCUAUUUGGCUGUUUUACAGAGAAACGGUCAACAGAUGCUGUCCUUCGGCAAGUCAGUUUGUAUUCCUUUCGUUCUAUUUCCUAACAUCUUUCGAUAUAGCAAUAUUCAGAAACGCAAGACGACUUCAAAGAGGACCACCUGGAACUCGACCAUUGCUUCUUGUAGAUGACGUCAUGUUUGGAAGUAGCCCACCACUUUGUUUAGGCGACCAAAGGUAUUGAAUUUGGCUACUACCACUGAUAUUAACCAUGUGGUAACUUACUAGAUGCUGUAGGCUACUAGCAACAAAAUUAGAUCAACAUUAUCGACAAUGGCACUGGCAGACGAUGUCGAAUGGCCAUGGUCGCCGGAGGAGACAAAGGCGCUGAUCUCCGUAUGGUCAGACGAACAGAAUAUUCUGGAAAUGGAGCAAACAUGUAGAAAAAAACAUGUUUACAGGGAAAUUUCGGAGCGGCUAAAUGACCUUGGUGUCAAACGGACGUGGAAGCAGUGUCAAAAUAAGAUGAAGGCCUUGAAGUACAAAUACAGACAAACACGAAGAGACCCAAACAGUAGUGGCCGAACAACCUUUCCAAUAUUUUCUGAACUGGACGAAUUUCUCGCCGCCAUGCCUGAUAUGACCGAGUCUAAGGAAACUGGCGACGAGGAAGAUGGUCGUCCUCUUCCUCUGUCGUCUCUGCGUCUUUUGGUUCCUCCACUGCGGCUGGUGUCCGCAGCUCUAUGGCAAGUUGUUCAGCGCAGAGACACAAUGGACUACGGGUUGGUGGAGGAGUUUGUAACCACUGUGUUGGAGAUAACCCCUGAUCUGAUGAGUUACAGAGAGAAAGUCCAGCUCAUCAUGGGGCUGCGAGCACAGCUGGUUCUGGAGUUGUGUCGCUCUGAUCAUUCAGCCGACCCGGAGACCAUCCAGCCACACCUGAGCAGGAUGAGGACCUGCAUCAUCACUCAUAGAGAAAAGGAGAUAGAUACAGAGGUGGAGGCAUCAGAGUCAAACUUCUUGGAACUCGUCCAAACUCUUCUAGAUGACCCACUUGAGAGGGAACACUUCUUCCAGGAAGUUUUUCCAGAAGAAUUUGGCCCCAUGUAUGACACAGCACUGCAGACUCUGAUGUGGGAGUUCCUCUCCAGGCUGGAGAAACUGCUUCCAACACCAACAUUUCAACAGACUGCAUCCUGGCUCAGACCUGCCCCCUCUAUGCUGAAGGAGUGUGCACAGUCUGUGACUCAACCUCAGCCUUUGAAGACUCUCCUCCACCACCACAGAUGCCAUGGCCAUUUGUUCGCUAAUGCUCAUUCAUCUUGUGAUGAUGAUCGCAUCCUCUCUUCACUGUCUCACAAGUUUCCACCUUCAGAGAGGGUGGAAAUGGACAUUGAUGAAGCACGCUCACAUAGCCAGUCUAUAGCCACAUGUGCACCCAGAAAAGAAAGGGACACUUUGAUAGAGCAAGAUAAUGCAGAGAAGAAGCUGGGGAUGAGUUUUGACACGGUUAAGAAGGCAGUGGAAAUGACGGAUAGAAGGAACGAAGAAUGGGGAGAGAAGAACUAUGAGGAGAGACUGCAACAUCAGUUGGAUUAUAAUGUUUUACAGGUCGAGAUUGUAGAUGGAGAAGACGUGUCCUCAACGUCAUUGACAACAGCCGACAAUGUCGGACAGACCUGGUCCCCAAAGGAAACGGAAGCGCUGAUCUCUGUAUGGUCAAAGAAACAGAUUCUUCAGGCGAUGGAACGAAGUUACAGAAAAAAACAUGUGUAUAGCGAAAUUUCAAAGCAGAUGAAGGACCUUGGCGUCAAAAGGACUUGGAAGCAGUGUCAAACAAAGAUAAAGGACAUGAAGUUCAGCUACAGACAAACACUGAGGAACCCAAGCAGUAGUGGCCGAGUGACCUGUCCAUUCUUUUCUGAACUGCACACAUUUCUCGCCGCCACGCCUGAUGCAACUGAUAUCCGGUUGCCUGAGUCGAAGGAAACUGUCAAGGUUUCAGAUCCAGAAGUCAUGUUCUCAGAUCAGGAUGAAGGGCCUUCUGUGGAUGUCAAGUUAGAGAAUCUACACGAGGAAAUGGCUUCCAGAAAAGAGACACACAAGACACUCACUGGAAUGAAAACAGAAGCGAGGAAAGGGGAUGAGGCUUUUCACAGCCCUCAAAGUGACAGCAGGGUGAAAAUCGGAAGAAUAUCCCACCGUUGCGAACAGAUGGUUGAAGACACGUCAGAUUUGGACCUUCAGCCCGUAGUGAUGUUGACGCAACUUGAUGAAACCCUUCUGAUGACAGGUGGUGAUCCUCAUCCUGUUUCCCAUACCACAGGGCAGUCUUCUAAAAGAAGCAAACGUGCCAAAAUAUGCUCCUUUUGUGGGAAGAGUUUUGUUGAAGCAAAGGAUUUGACAACACACAUGAGAUCUCACACUGAGCAGAGCCCUCACCAGUGCACCCAGUGUGGGGAAGGCUUUGACCACCCGGACGACUUACAAAAACAUUGGCAGAAUGAUUGUGACGAGAUGAUGAAACAGGGGGUCAAGGAACACCAGCAUGGAAAGGACAGGAUCUCAGGAGAGUCCAGUAAUGCAAGUACUGAUCCAAAAACAUGCCAUCUAUGCCAUGAGACAUUUGAAUUUCAGUAUGUGUUGAAAAAUCGUCUUAUUGUAUUUCACAAAGGCAAAAGCCUUUAUAAGUGUCCUCUGUGUAUGAAGGGUUUUGGGUACCUCCGUGAUUUGAAGAAAGACCAGAGUGAAAAAAGAGGUUGUCCUACAAGUGAAGCCGUCAAAAAAAGGAAGGAGUUAGGGUCAAAUGAAAAUGUUGUCGGACUGAACUCGACCCCCAACAAGUGCCCUGACGUCUUCAAGUGCUCCUUUUGUGAAGAGAUAUUUUCUCGGUGCAUGGACCUGAAGAGCCACUACAGUCGUACUCAUCAAUUUACGGGACCGUUCCCCUGCCCUUCUUGUCAGACGACUUUUGUUUCAUUAACUGAGCUGCGCUUACAUCAGAGAAAUGAGUCCACUCCUUACCAAUGCUCUUUGUGCCAGCGAUCAUUCUUAUCACUCGAUAAACUGACUGUUCAUGAGAGAAUUCACACAGGGGAAAAACCGUACCUCUGUGCUGAGUGUGGAAAAGGUUUCCGGGAUGCAAAAACCCUGGAAGAACACUCUAAGAUUCAUAUUGAGGGAGAACUCCACACCUGCUCCCAUUGUGGGAAAAGUUUCAAGCGAAAAGAGCUAUUGAAACAACACAUGUUAAAUCACAAAGAUGCCGCUUUCAUCUGCCCAGACUGUGGGAAGAAGUUUUUUCGGUUGGUAUGGUUAAGAAGGCAUAUGUUAAUCCACACUGGCGAGAGACCGUUCCUCUGUGAUCUCUGCGGGAAGGGUUUCAAAUCUACAGUUGAAUUGAGGUUGCACACCCGGACACACACUGGAGAACGGCCGUUCAAGUGCCCAGAAUGUGGAAGAAGUUUUAAGCAGAAGUGUCAUCUGCAGAUACAUCGGCGGACACACACAGGGGAGCGGCCGUAUCCGUGCACCGUGUGCGAUAAACGCUUUUAUGUCAGCAAAGAUAGAAAACGACACAUGCUCAUCCAUACCGGAGAGAAGCCGUUCAAAUGUCAAGUAUGUGGCAUGGCUUUCAACCGUAAAGGGCAUUUGAGGGUACACCAACAAACCAAGAGGUGUUCAUAUAGGCACACAAGUCCCCUACAUAGCACAUCAUUAUAAUAAGUGGUUUCCUGACUGACAGAACUGGACCUGUUCCUUUAAGCCACAUUUUAAGAUCUGAAGCCAAGAAAAAGUAUUUGUUUACAAAGUGACAACAAUAUAAACCACAGUUGUAGCCUAUGUUUGUUUUUUUGUUACAAUGAUGGAUUUUGUAAAGAACUUCAAGGACGUGUUAUGUAUGUGACUGUUAUUACAUUGUUUUUUUUAAAGGCAUGGGCAUAGCGUCUGGUUAUUUUAGUUGUUAGUUGGGUCAUUCCUAGUCUGCGGUGCUUUUUGGACCUAACUUUUGGGGGGAAAGUAUCUUUUAGAUUUUGUUGUUGUAUUCUAUCAGAAAAGGGACAUGUUUGACUUUAUGAAAGACAUAUUGGUCAAGCUCAGACACUUAAAUGUUUAGGUGCAUUUUCCAACCGGUUAGGUGCAUAAUCCUAACAGGGUCAACAUAACUGGAAAUUUGGAGCCUAAAUCAGCCAUAGCUCUGUGAGUGAGCAAGAUUGAGGUAGCGUAAUGGUGAACACUUGAACCGGAUUUUUAACUUCCCUAUCAAAUGUUUUAACAUUUUAAGGAAUUUGAGUGGGACAUACAGAAUAACAACAUGGAAAAAUAGAUGUUUAUUUAGCUUUGCACCAUUGGUGGGAAAACAAAGAAAGUAUGACACUUCUUGAAUAGAGAGAAAUAGUAAAUAUUGGUGUCUUUUUGUAGGCACUAACUCCAUGGUUCGUUGGACAAAGCCUAUAGGGAAAUGAAUGACGUCUUUUGUAGGGUUUUUGGAUAAACGCCGAAAAUAAGGUCUGGUAAACACAGGCUUAGGAGAUCUGACCUGUUUUGUUCUAUGAGAUAAUCUUCGUCAGCUAACUAGACUUUGAGUUUUGAAACAUUUAUGUAAUAAUAAACUAAACGUAUAUAAGAUCUCCUAAGCCUGUGUUAGCCUCUGACCUUAUUAUCGGCAUUUAACCCAAAACCCUAUUCUUUCCCCACAGGAAUGUCUGAACGAACUAGAGGUAACUCAUUUCCGCUUUAAAGGACUACAAGCUGGCGAGCUCUAUGUGGUGGCAUUGUAGGAAGGGGCUGUUUUUAAAGGAGCAUUACAACAAAAUAACAGGGUGGGAAGUGACAUCAGGGACACACAGAAAACAAAUAAAAUAAUAAAUACAAUAAUCAUGAAAAAACCUUUUUGAAGAGAGAAAUUAACUAGGACUAUAAAAUAAUAAAAGCUUUUAAAUAUUUGAUGGGUUCUAUUUCUUAUGGACGUUGAUGAAUAACACUCGAGUUCAUGGCAAAAAACACCUACAUCCACUAAAAAAAUUUUGCAAAAUGCAUAAAAUUCCCUUUCAAGAUCCACAUUUUUGUGUUUUUAAGGUAAGACACUUGACCUUUUAUAUUUAAAGCCUUUUGGAAUCAACAUUUUACAGUAAAUAAGAAGUGAUAUUUCCCGGGAACAGAAAAAGCACCACAUUGUAGGAAUGACCCUGAUGGUUUUGGCUGCAUUUCAGUCAUAUUGCACAGAUUUUCAGACUCGAGUCAUAUUGAUUGGGUGCUUGAAUUGUUCAACACCACAAUGUCCAUUUUUUUGGGUGACCGAAGUAAAAUGAUUAUAAAGGAUUGUGUUGUCAUUGGGAGGAGUAUGAUUCAAUGGUUUAUGAUCAAAUUCAAUGUUAGAUUCUGCACAUUUUGCUAUGAGUAGAGAAAAUAUUGUAGUUUUAAAGCUACUUUCCUGGAAUACUGCACAUUUUGCUACGUGGUGAAGAGAAACAUUUGCAAUUUUAAAAACUAAUUUCCUGCAA
Salmo salar (Atlantic salmon) is the source of this 5553-nucleotide messenger RNA. RefSeq lists its product as uncharacterized. Gene Ontology annotation, biological process: telomere capping; regulation of telomere maintenance via telomere lengthening. The record is from RefSeq and is a predicted model, not a curated record. Gene Ontology annotation, molecular function: telomeric repeat DNA binding. Lineage: Eukaryota; Metazoa; Chordata; Actinopteri; Salmoniformes; Salmonidae. Gene Ontology annotation, cellular component: shelterin complex.